UAGAACGCGUACUUCAACACCCGUAUGUUUGCGCUAUGGCCGUUAGACUUUGUGCCCGUGUUGUUACCAAGCCUUGCAUUCAUCAACAUCAUAAAUCAAAGUUAACUGGUACAAAUAUUAAAUAGCAGAGAUCUCCUGUAUCUGGCAUUGCGCCAUCUCCUGGCGCAGAACGAGAACAAUAGCAAGGUAAAAAGUGGCCGGCAACCUUACACGCAUCAAUGCUGACGGUAAACAGUGUAAGGAAAUCUAUACUCCUUAUAAGACUAGAGUAGCUCACUGCCACAAAUCUAUGCACUGCAGUAUUGUAUGUAACAUGUCGUUUUUUAACGAUUUAGGCGUGGACCUAGUCAUAAGUGACAAGAGACAUGUAGCUUUUAAAAACUCCUCUGUUUGUUUGAACAAAACGAGCGUGGCGUGCAUUUUCUCCCAGACGUAAUGGCGGAUGCCGAACACGGAGACGUCAGUGUGGGGAUCGGCAGCACCACGAACGUCAAGCACGAAUGCUGGUGAAGUAAAGACCAACGGACAGCGACAAACAUAAUGGGCACUGGGGCUUCGAGAGAUUCCAGAGAGAGGGAAUUGAAAGAAUCGGAGGAAAAGGCUCACAACCUUUCGAAGGCGCAUGGCGAAGUACAACUACUUUAUGCUGUGACGUCACGAAACGUACAGGACACCCAUCACUGGAUUAAACGCCUGAAAAAUGUCAACUUUUACGAUCCAUUUGGGAAAACACCAUUACAUCGCGCGGCCUUCCUUGGGGAUGUCGAGAUAGUGCGACUACUGCUCCAGGCUGGAGCGGACGUCAACAUGCUUGCCAGCAGUGCUGAGCCGGCAGUUCAGUUCCGAAGCGCACUGCACGAGGCGUCCGAAAGGGGCGAGAGGGACCAUCGUCAGAUCAUGCAACUUCUAGUGCGAGCUGGAGUGAACGUUGGAGGAAAAGACGGUAGAGGGAAAACUGCAUUAGACAUCAUGUCCGAGCGUGGAUACAGGGCCGCCGUCCACUGUCUCCUUGACGAGAGUCGUGCAAUACAGCGUAACCUGGAGGAGGACCUCCUCCAACUCUCUACAAACAUCAGGCUGUACCAGCCGGAGCACCAUCAAUGGCUCGUCGUCCCUCCGAAAAUCAUCAACCCUAACAACGUUAAACUAAAGCUUGACGAAGAAGAUCAGCUCAUCAGUGACAUUUUCGACUUCAGACAUAUUGCAGGCGAGCUAUCCCCUGACCAAGUGUGCAUCGUGAAGUUCCCACAUGACCAAGUCUAUCCUGAUGAGUCACGGAGGCUCGUGGCAGUGAACGUAGGAAGCAAACAUUUGACGGGACAUCCGACCUGGGAAUUCUUUUUCAAAACCGAGAAACCCAAGCCAUAUGUUGUGGCAGACUUAGCGCAGUUGUCGUGCUUCGCUGUCCUGUCCAGACCACUUACGGAUACGUUCACUGUUGGUUCUUCUGGCGGCGAACUGACGUCAACUGCCGAUCCAAGAGCAUCUGUCAAGAUACCGGAGAACGCUUCAAAUGACAUGAAAGUAGUCCUCGAGAUCCUUCCAGUAGACGAGUCAACCACAAAACGAGCACAAAAGCACGAGGAUGAGUGUAAGCUCGUACAGUCCGCUGGUGCUGUCCUGCGAGUCAAAGUAACCGGACCAGAGGGCAACGACGAGAGCAUAGAAACAAGUCGCCCAGUGGAACUACAGCUGCCAGCUCCAACACUAUUGCAGGAGCAAAGUGACGGUGAUGACGAUGAUGAUGAUGAAUUGAGGAUCUUGCAGGACAGCCACGAUAAUGAAUGGAACGACGUGACAGAUAGCUUGGAACCCAAACGGGACCGGGACGGAGGGAGUGUGAAAUGUCAAGUGAAAAAGUUGGAAACUGCUGGGUACAUCACAAUCUUUGCUAAGCAUCUGCAAGGAUUGGCAGCGGCUUUUGGUCGAGUUUUCUUGCACAGGCACAUCUUCAACGUCAACAUGCUGAUAUUCUACAAUGACGAAAACCCUGAUAAUGUCCAGCUUUAUGUUGGAUGCUGUCUCAAUGACAAAACACGUGGUGAGGCGAAAGAUCUCAAAGAAGAUGGAUACAAGAUGUUUCAACGACCUAGUAAAGACAUCUUCAUCCGGGAAGGGGAGAAGUUCUACAUAGAAUUCUCUGGUAACGUGAAACCCCGUGAUGAGGAGGGAAUUGAGGACAGUUUGUGGUUUACCUUCCAUUCGAAGAAAAGGAAUAAUCACACCGAAACCAGUGUUAAAGUUGUGGACACCACCCAGGAACCAAGAACGAACAUACUUUUUAAGUGGCCUAGCCAGGGAGAAGACCAGGCAGGUAGUGGAGACACAAAACUUCACAAGAGGAAGACAGCUCAUGAUGAAUGUUUCCUAAAGAUGGAAGUCUGUUUGCCAAAAGAGAUAUUGGGACCAGGAACUGCGUCUACAAAACGUGAACCAAAGAUGAGCAGUGCUAACCAACGGUUGCUGAUAAACAAUCGUAUUGAGAUUAUGAACAACAUGCAACCACAAGAAGUGAUGGACUAUCUCAUUCAGAAAUGGGUACUUGAUGCAGACGAGGUGGAAGAAAUUCGAAAUACGCAACCUACUAAAACGAAGCAAGUCGCUGCCCUAUUGGAUAAAUUACCGUAUAAAGACGACCAGGCGUUCGAUAUCUUUGUUGAAGUGCUUAAAGAGACAAAGCAUGGGUAUCUCGCCGCUUUGCUUCAGGGGAAAGCAAAGCCGGAUCCACCAACUCUUGUCAAAGUUAAAUCUGAGUCCUCCAAGUCGUUGAAUAUUACUUGGACACCCGGAUCCGAUGGAGGCUGCCAGCAGCAUUUCGAAAUCUCGUACAGUCAGAAGGGUAGCAGCAACUUUAGUAUGCCACAUGAGGUGAAACCUCCAGGCGUCACGAGCUACCAAAUCACCGGUUUACAGGAGAGCACCACGUACACCGUCAGAGUCUGUGGAGUGAACGAUUUAGGGCCAGGGGGAUACAAAGACGCAGAAGGAACAACACAAGCUGGGCCAACAAUGUCGAAGCACAAUCAAGAUAUCUUAAGAAAGAAACGAGAUGAAGUGGUGAAAAAGAUGCAACCCGACAAGGUGAUCGACCAUCUUGUUAAAGAUCAGGUCGUCACUGACGAGCAGGCGACAGAAAUCCGUACCAGCCAGUCAAGUCGUGAUGCCAUCGUGAUGGCCUUGCUGGAUCUUCUGCCAUUCCAAGGGGACCGGGCAUACACGGGGCUACUGUCAGCUCUCCGUGACACGAACCAGCCUUACCUUGCUGCUCUGCUGUGUGGAUCAGAGAAACCCGACCAACCCGCUAAGGUCAUGGUUACGUUUGCUCGGCACGACUCUUUUGACGUCUCCUGGACGCCUGGAUCUGACGGAGGAGCCGAGCAGCAUUUUAAGAUCAUUUGCCACAGAAAGGAGGAAGAUAGCGGCCUUGCCACAUCACCCAUUGAAAUGAAGAAAGGUGCCACCAGUCAUCGCAUUGACAGCUUGCAGCCGCAAACAAUAUACACCGUUAAAGUCCGCGGAGUGAAUGUGAUGGGAGAAGGCCAGUACCAGGAAACAGAAGCAGCAACAAGAGCUGAGCCGACAAUGUCCGAGAAAUGCCAGCAGAUUCUGGAGAAACACAGUGCUGCCUUAGUGGAUAAGAUGCAGCACCAGAAUGUGGUGGACUACCUCAUCCAAAGAAACGCUAUCGAGGCCAUCGAGGGAGAAAAUAUGCAACACAUCGACAAGUCGAGCAAAGCGGUUGUCCGUCGCUUACUUGAAUGUCUACCUUACAAUGGUGACCGAGCUUUUAGCGGCCUGUUAUCUUUCCUGGAAGAGACAAAACAGGAUUACCUGAGUGCUUUGCUUCGUGGUGUUGAGAAACCUGACCCUCCCUCUGGCGUAACUGUCACAUGUUUCUCCCAUGAGUCAUUGGAUGUGAGCUGGACACCUGGGUCUGAUGGAGGUUCUGUUCAGCACUUUGAGAUUGUCUACCAGAAGAAAGGAAAUGGCACUACACCAAACACCAUUGAGCUGAAGGAAGAGGGCAUCACAAACCAUCUGAUAGAAGGACUGGAGCAGAGCACAGUGUAUGUCGUGAAAGUCAGAGGAGUAAAUGUCUUAGGACCAGGAGAGUUUCAGUCUCAAGACACAGAAGCCGCUACACGUGCUGGGCCGACAAUGUCCAAGGGGUAUCAGGAUCUGCUGAAGAAAGCGCGCAGUGAAGCAGCGGAGAAUAUGUUACCAGAAGGUGUCAUAUCCCACCUCAUCAACGCCAGCGUGCUGGAACCAGCAGAGGCGAAGAUGAUCCGCUCUCGCAAGUCAACCAAUGAAAUCACCUGUGCCCUGCUAGACGUCUUACCUUAAUAGGGUGAUGAGGGGUACGGAGCACUGCUGACGGCACUUGAAGAGACCAAU
Molecule: messenger RNA, 4395 nt
Organism: Branchiostoma floridae (Florida lancelet)
Lineage: Eukaryota; Metazoa; Chordata; Leptocardii; Amphioxiformes; Branchiostomatidae
Exons: 18
Coding region: 541-4344 (1267 amino acids)
Biological process (GO): regulation of apoptotic process
Molecular function (GO): protease binding; death domain binding
Source: RefSeq, a predicted model, not a curated record